Molecule: messenger RNA, 1539 nt
Organism: Erythranthe guttata (spotted monkey flower)
Lineage: Eukaryota; Viridiplantae; Streptophyta; Magnoliopsida; Lamiales; Phrymaceae
Gene: MIND
Product: septum site-determining protein (MIND)
Biological process (GO): negative regulation of cell division
Cellular component (GO): cytosol; cytoplasmic side of plasma membrane
Molecular function (GO): ATP binding; ATP hydrolysis activity
Source: RefSeq, a predicted model, not a curated record
AUGGGAUUGUGCAUGGGUUUUUUUGUUAAUAGUGGAAAACAAUGGGGGCAGUUUGAACUAUUUGUAAAUAUAUGGGCACUAAAACUAAUAGUGAGAAACUAUGGGUACCAAGAUGAUAUUUACGAUCAUAUUUUCCUUAGCCUAGAUAUUCCACUGUUUCGCAGCAGCUUUAACUUCUUCCUCUAUACUGAGCUCAGUCGCCAUUUCCCAUUUCCACUCAACACAAUUUCCAGAUUCCAGAUUCCAACCACACACACAGAAACGCACAUUGCGAGGCCGCCGGAGUUUCAGAUAUUCCGGCGAAAGCCAAUCCGAGCAAUGAUAUCUCUCCAGACCAUUGCUAAACCGUCUCCGAUCCACUUCCGCCCCAAAAAGCCAUUCAAAAGACCACCCAAAACCCUAACCCCAAUCCACUCCCUCCUCCAGUACAAUCGCAAGCCGCAGCUCUCGGGAGAAACGCCGAGAGUGGUGGUCAUCACCUCCGGCAAGGGCGGGGUGGGGAAAACCACCACCACCGCCAACAUAGGCCUCUCCCUCGCCCGCCUCGGGUUCUCCGCCGUCGCCAUUGACGCCGACGUUGGCCUCCGCAACCUCGACCUCCUCCUCGGCCUCGAAAACCGCGUCAACUACACCGUCGUCGAGGUGCUCAACGGAGACUGCCGUCUCGAUCAAGCCCUAGUUCGGGACAAGCGGUGGUCCAAUUUCGAACUCCUCUGCAUCUCCAAACCCCGCUCCAAACUCCCCCUAGGGUUCGGCGGAAAAGCCCUAAUUUGGCUGGUGGAAGCCCUAAAAAACCGCGAAGAAGGCGCACCGGAUUUCAUACUAAUUGAUUGUCCGGCCGGAAUCGACGCCGGCUUCAUCACCGCAAUCACUCCGGCGAACGAGGCGGUGCUGGUGACCACCCCAGAUAUCACGAGCCUCAGAGACGCAGACAGGGUGACAGGUUUGUUGGAGUGUGAUGGGAUAAGGGAUAUUAAGAUGAUUGUGAAUAGGGUGAGGACUGAUAUGAUUAAAGGCGAAGAUAUGAUGUCGGUUUUGGAUGUUCAAGAAAUGCUAGGGCUACCAUUGUUGGGUGUGAUUCCUGAGGAUACAGAGGUGAUCAGAAGCACAAAUAGAGGGUAUCCAUUGGUUCUGAAUAAGCCGCCUGCUUUGGCAGGAUUGGCGUUCGAGCAGGCUGCUUGGAGAUUGGUGGAGCAGGAUAGCAUGAAGGCGGUGAUGAUGGAGGAGGAACCCAAGAAACGCGGGUUUUUCUCAUUCUUUGGAGGGUAGAGUAAUGCGGUAGCUCCAUCCUUUUUCCUUAUUUCCGGAGUAAUUUUGUAUAGUAGGAAGUGAAGGUUUGCCAAUGUUUGUUUCGUUUGAUUUCAUUAUUUCACGGGAUUUGUGUUUCGGAAGCUGGAGAUUUUGGUUUAUGGUAAGACUCGGUAGUUUUAGUUGUGAUCAUUGAUCAAUGUGGGUGAGUGUGUUAUAUGCUUAGAAGCAUAAUUACUUCUUGGAUGAGAACUCUUUCAAUAUUUGAUUCUAUAGAGGUAUGUUCUUCAA